Aspergillus oryzae RIB40 is the source of this 2274-nucleotide messenger RNA. It is a transcript of the gene amdX, whose product is annotated as putative C2H2 transcription factor (AmdX). The record is from RefSeq and is a predicted model, not a curated record. Gene Ontology annotation, biological process: DNA-templated transcription; regulation of transcription by RNA polymerase II. Gene Ontology annotation, molecular function: zinc ion binding; DNA-binding transcription factor activity, RNA polymerase II-specific; RNA polymerase II cis-regulatory region sequence-specific DNA binding. The transcript is spliced from 2 exons. The coding region runs from base 1 to 2274 and encodes 757 amino acids. Lineage: Eukaryota; Fungi; Ascomycota; Eurotiomycetes; Eurotiales; Aspergillaceae. Gene Ontology annotation, cellular component: chromatin.
AUGGCAACCAACGGAGACUCUCCUAAUCCUUUCAACCUACCUUUCGCGAAUAGUGCCCUACGAACUCACCAUUCCUCAAGUUCAACCGAUACCUUUACAGACUCCACCCGACAGGCUUUACUAGCCAGCAUGGCCCAACCCACCGGUUUCAACCACCGCAAAUAUUCUCAGCCAGCUAGCGGCAUGCUUCACUGCCGUGACCUCUUUUUGCGCUCUUCCAGCUUCAACAGUUCCAGCCCGCUGCCCAGCACUUCCGAUAUGCAGCGUUAUAUCUCAGCUUACAUCACCUAUUUCCACCCGCACAUGCCCUUUCUCCAUAUCCCGACCCUCGAUUUCCAAGCCCCCGAGUACACGAAUAAUCUACGAACCCCCAGCGGCCAUCUCAAUCUAAGUUCGACUGGUGUUGCCGGCGGUGGUGGCUGUUUGAUCCUCUCCAUGGCAGCCAUCGGUGCGCUCUACGAAUACGACACCGCGGCCUCCAAAGACCUCUUCGAAGCCGCUAAAAAGAUGAUCCAGCUUUACCUAGAAGAACGUCGGAAAGCAGACAUGUCCGCCGCUUUUAGCCGGGCCAAUUCUGCCCGCGACAACUCGGUCCACAACACUCCACUCUGGUUGGUGCAGGCGAUGCUUUUGAACGUCAUUUACGGCCAUACCUGCGGCGACAAGACCUCCGCUGACAUCGCGAGUACGCACUGUGCAGCCUUAGUCAGCCUUGCUCGAGCCGCAGAGUUGACGCAUCAUCUAGAUGCGAGAGAUCUGCCUCAGGAUUAUCUCAAAGCCGGGCUUGGUAGUAGAGAUAGUUCUCAAGACGCCAGUCCAGAUCCUGAGACCUGGGCCUCCUCCAUGGGCCCACCGAGGGAGCGAAAGGAUUGGUUGGAUUGGAAAAUAGUCGAGGAACGGAAGCGUACUCUUUAUGCCAUCUUCACUCUCUCCUGCUUCCUUGUGUCCGCUUACAACCAUGCUCCUGCGUUGACCAAUUCUGAAAUUCGCCUGGACCUUCCAUGCGAGGAGGAUCUCUGGGCAGCAGAGUCGCCUCAAGCGUGGAGAAAGAAGGGCGGGCCCCUUGCAUCCCAAAAGGGCCUGUCCUUUCCUUCGGCUCUGACGACGCUUUUGACCGCCAGCCAACGGGAGCAAAGUCAAUCGCAGACACCAACCAGCAACAAUACUACAUCGGAAGAUUCUUCAAACAACGAUCUAAAGCCCAGCACGUUUGGCUGCCUCGUGCUGAUCUACGCUCUCCAUAACUACAUUUGGGAGACUCGUCAGCGACACAUGGGCCGACAGUGGACCGCCCGGGAAACCGAUGCCAUGCAAGCACACAUUGAGCCAGCUUUACGGGCGUGGCAGGCUGCUUGGGCGAGCAACCCUGUCCACAGUUUGGAGCGGCCGAAUCCAUUUGGGGCAGGUCCUCUUUCGGCAGAUAGUAUACCAUUGCUAGACCUGGCUUACGUUCGACUGUUUGUUAAUCUAGGUCGCUGCAAAGAAGCCUUCUGGCAACGUGAUUGGAAUGCCAUGUCGGACGAGCUCGCGCGAGGGACUGACAUCGUCAAUCACGUGGAAGAGAUUCCUCCGGAUGUGUUGGAUCCGUCGAUCACGGAAAGCGUCUUUCACAUGGACAACCGUCGUGAUUCAGUGGCAGACCUUGGGGUAGCUGACCUUGCCAUAUCCAAAACUCCUACGCAAGAGCAUCCGAUGCAGACCCUGAUGGGCGUACACCGUCCGGGCCAGUCAAAGCGCGAGAGGCAUUUACGGAAAGCAGCUUUCUAUGCAGCAGACUCAAUCUCUAUGUCAGACCGGCUCGGGAAUACUUUCGCGGAAUUUACAUGCCGAGACUUGCCCAUUCAAUGCGCAAUGUGUACUUUUGACUGCGCGCAAGUCCUUGCCGAGUGGAUUACAACUGUGCAGGAGCGGGUGGGCCCCUACUUGGGGCUGCUAGGGCGGGACGAAGUUGACCUGGUCCAAGCUUCGAGGGUCAUGUUGCUAGAGGAGGAGGAUUGUAAGCUCCUGGAGAAGAUCAAGGAGAUACUCGCCAGUGUUGAAACCAAGAUGCAAGCGGAGGUACAAACCAGUGCGACUGUAUCUACCCUGAGCGUCUUACAACGGCUGCCUAGCGUUGUGGAAGGGGGAUAUGGUUGCAAGAUUCUGAUUGCCACGGCAAGCCUUUUGGACAGGGCUGCUGUCUGGCCAGUCACGAAGCUCAUGGCUCGAUCUCUCGAAGCGCAAGCUAUGCGACUGAAGGAGCGCGCUGAAAAUUCGGCCAUGAGAACGGAUUAA